Moneuplotes crassus is the source of this 1107-nucleotide messenger RNA. The record is from the annotation of a GenBank genome assembly. NCBI's taxonomy places the organism in Eukaryota, Ciliophora, Spirotrichea, Euplotida, Euplotidae.
AAAAGAUAUGGGACAUUUCUUCAAUGUGAUUCACUCUUACGGGUUUGAGAUAAGCCUUUCUGUGGCUUCAAUUGUGUUCUUCUGUAUUUUUCCUCUUCUGAGAAUGAUUGCUAAUGAAUUUGAAGUACAGCAGACUUUGCUCUAUAGCAUCCUAUAUUACUAUCAAGUUGUCAGUUCUAUUGGAGUUGUGAUUUAUGCUGCAGAGAACAUUAAGUUUGACGAACUGACUGAACGACACAGGAGACCAGACGGAGAGAUUCAGUGUAACCCUCUAUUGUUUUGUUACUCAUCAUUCUUCUUUAUUGGACACCUUAAUAUUGCCUUAGUCAAAAUUAUCAAAAACCCGCGCGAACAAUGACAUAGAAAAUUAUCCUGAAACAUAAUAGUCCUUACCCCUUUGGUGUGAGCAUUUGGAUGAAUCCUAGUGCUAACUCCAAUAUACGACCAGAGACUAGAUGCCUCUUUCUGAUUACUUUGGUUAUUAUACCUCUACUUGUACAUCUACAUCUCAGUCUAUGGGAUCCUUGCCUUGUAUAACAACAAGUACCACCUUGUGUAUUUCCACCCGUUCACGUAUAUCAUGUACAUUUUCCAUUUGCCCUUCUACUGCUGAUUCACCAAAACUAAAGCAGCCCCCAAGCAAGACCUAAACGAAAGCGUCAGUACAAACUACAGUAUCGAAGGAUACGACAUCGAAGGAUUCGCAGAAGUCAAGCCCAAGAUGGAUGAAAAUAUCUUCGAAAUUUAUGACAGGCUAACCAUCCAUGAUCAGUUGAUUAGAGCAAAAAGCUUUAGAAAGACAUUUAUUCUUAAGCCGAUGGCUCAGAAGACGAGGCAAUUACUCCCUGAUGAUGUUCCUUCUGUCGAGAGCGAAAUUUCAAGAAUUUCUGAGGAAUCGAAGGUUGAGCUCUGUCCUGUUUGUAAAGAAUCCAUGGAAGAAAACCAACACAUUGUGACAUCAGCAUGUGCCCAUCAAUUCCAUUUCAAGUGUAUGAUGAAUGAAAUGCGCACCAAGAGAAUCUGCCCUGUCUGUGAAGAAAAAUUGAGGCCAAAGUAAAUGAGUCCUCAACCAAAACAGCUAUCGAAAUAUUAAUCUUCUAUGGUUCA